Teleopsis dalmanni is the source of this 993-nucleotide messenger RNA. RefSeq lists its product as uncharacterized. Gene Ontology annotation, molecular function: nucleic acid binding. The transcript has a single exon. The record is from RefSeq and is a predicted model, not a curated record. Gene Ontology annotation, biological process: DNA integration. Lineage: Eukaryota; Metazoa; Arthropoda; Insecta; Diptera; Diopsidae. Bases 1 to 993 code for a protein of 330 amino acids.
AUGUGUUCUCCGCCAGCACGGGUAAAUGAACAUAAUCUUUACAACAUUCCAAAAAAACCUGUUCCGUUCGACACUAUUCAUGUGGAUCAUUUUGGGCCUCUGCCAUCAAUUCAACCUGUGCGAAAACAUUUAUUUGUAGUUGUUGAUGCAUUCACUAAGUUUGUAAGACUUUUUGCAGUUAAGUCAACCAGUACCAAAGAAGUAAUAGCUAGUCUCGAAAAGUAUUUUCAAAAUUACAGCCGCCCUAAAAGGAUAAUAAGUGAUAGAGGUACAUGUUUUACCUCAUUAGAGUUUAGUGAAUUUUUACUGAAGCAUAAUAUCAAUCAUGUUAAGGUCGCGGUGGCCUCUGCUCAAGCCAAUGGCCAAGUUGAAAGAGUAAAUCAUGUUCUAAAAACCAUGUUGAGUAAAAUGACUGACCCAAUUAAUCAUGCCGAUUGGGUGAGGAUGUUACCAAAGGUAGAAUUUGCCAUUAACAACUCUACACAUAGUUCGUCUAAACAGACACCAAGUCAACUUUUAUUCGAUGUAGAUCAAAAGGGCGAAGUAAUAGAUUAUUUGACAGAGUAUUUAUCCGAAAAGAAACAGAGAGCACAUGUUAGAGAUCUUGAACAAAUGCGCCAGGAAGCUGCAGGAUAUAUUGAUAGCUCCCAGAAAAAAAACUUUAAAUAUUUCACAGAGAAGAGUAAACCGCCAAAAAAAUAUUUUGAGGGUGACUUUGUUGUGAUUCGACAUAUAGACACCACUGCCGGAAAAAACAAAAAAUUUUCUGAAAAAUAUCGAGGUCCGUACGUCAUACAUAAGGUUUUGCCUAACGAUCGUUAUGUUUUGCGAGAUGUAGACAAUUGUCAGAUUACGCAAAUGCCAUAUGAUGGCGUUGUUGAGGCUGCACGAAUAAGGGAAUGGAUAACGGGCCCUGACCAAAAUUUGAGGCCAGAUAUUUCGUUGGAUAAUUGUGGUCAAUCAAUAUAUCAGGAUGGCCGAGUUGUAAUAUAA